AUGAUCUGGGCCGUUGAAUGUGGACAGAUGGAGAUGGGAGGCAGACGGGAGGGAAAGAAGGAAAGAGGCGGGGAGAACAGAGGUAAGAGGAAAGGAAGUGGUAAGAGGAAAGAGGAAAGGAAGAGGAAAGGAAGAGGAAAGAUGUAUGAGGAAAGAGGUGAGAGGAAAGGAAGAGAAAGAGGUCAGAGGAAAGAGGUGCGAGGAAAAGAAGAGCAAAGAGGUCAGCGGCAAGAGGUAAGAGAAAGAGGAUCGAGAGGAGAGGAAGAGGUGAGAGGAAAGAGGAAAGAGGUGAGAGGAAAGAGGAAGAGGAAAGUGGAAAGAGGUGAGAGGAAAGAGGAAAAGGAAAGAGGAAGAGGAAACAGGAAAGAGGUGAGAGGAAAGAGUAAGAGGAAAGAGGAAAGAGGUGAGAGGAAAGAGGAAAAGGAAAGAGGAAGAGGAAAGAAGAAAGAGGUGAGAGGAAAGAGGAAAAGGAAAGAGGAAGAGGAAAAGGAAAGAGGAAGAGGAAAGAAGAAAGAGGUGAGAGGAAAGAGGAAAAGGAAAGAGGAAGAGGAAAGAGGAAGAGGAAAGAGAAAGAGGAAAGAGGAAAGGAAGAGGCAAGAGGAAAGGAAAAGGAAUGAAAAGGAAGAGGAAGAGGAAGGGGAGACGAAAGCGAGGACGACGACGGUGCUUGAAACCCUCUCUCGAGCGACACACAGAUGCGCUCACUCACAUAGAGAGAGGCACUCUCACUCACCGCCUUCUUCUCCUGCCCUCCCUCGUCCCUGA
This is a messenger RNA of Physcomitrium patens, 765 nucleotides long. Lineage: Eukaryota; Viridiplantae; Streptophyta; Bryopsida; Funariales; Funariaceae. The record is from RefSeq and is a predicted model, not a curated record.